AUGUUGGGGGUACCUACUCCCGCUAGUCCCGACGAUGGAACCCCCCCAUUAGACUAUUGUCAUACGAAAUGGGCGGAGGCGAUCGCCAUCUGUGAAGAAAAACUCAACGAGAGUGAGCGCGCAAAUUUGAAAAGUAUCCAGACAUUUGAAGACUGUAAACAGAAUAUUUCUAUGAUUCGGAUGCCAACUGCACAACCCACUGAGCCUACAUUGUUACAUAAGUUGGCGCCAAUUUUCUCUCCCCUCAGCAGUUUUGUCUCACUGCUAACGGUGUGCUUGUCACCUAUUCCUCGAGAAAUUGGGUUAAUAUGGGGCCUGGCGGCCGGUAGAACUGAAACCCUUCUCCCUCAAACCAUCGAGAUGCUCCAAGAGUUGGGACAUGAUCUCGAAAUAUUCCAGCUUUACGGCGAGAUCUGGCGGAGUAACCCUAGAGUAGGAGACGAGCUGAUGAAUGUUUUUGUGGAGAUCAUCAUGUUUUGGGCACAUUCAAUUCAUUUUCUAAAUCGUAACAGACGAGCCUCGUCUGCACAGCGUUCCUGGCACAACGUCGAGAAACAAUUCGAAAAUACCUUAAAACGUAUUCGCAAGCGGACUGAGCAAAUCAAAGAGAAGGCGAACGCUAUGGCCCAGGUUCAAGGAUACUCCCAAGCAGAUUUGUUGAAAGAGUUGGAUCGUCUUGGGCUACUUCCUUCAACAGCGACACAUGCUUGGUUGGCAAAUGGGGAACCGGAUAUUUUCCCCUGUAACAACCUUCCUGUUGCGCGAAAUGCUAAUUUCUUCGGCCGAAGGCAAGAACUCGACACAAUUUCAAAACAUCUCGACUAUCCAACAUCAACCGGCUCCUUUCGCAGCUUCGCUCUCUAUGGAACUGGAGGCAUCGGCAAGACACAAAUUGCCCUCGCAUAUGCAUACCAGCAGAAGGACUCAGGUACCCAAGCAAUUCUGUGGUUUAACUGCGAGACCGGGCAAUCUCUGGCCCAAAGCUUCCGUGAUGUUGCCUCACUACUGCACCUAGAAGGUGCUAAUGACGAUGAAACAAACGAGCAAAAUAAGAUCCUAGUGCUAGCGUGGCUCAGGCGUACGAAUAGAACAUGGCUUUGCAUAUUUGAUAACGUUGAGGACUUGGACCUCUUUCGUAAUGCCUGGCCCGCUGCAGACUCGGGAAAAGCCCUUGUCACGUCUCGCAAGGACAUUGUGAGCAUAGAUCCGGCAGCCGGUGGUAUGGAGAUCGAAGUAUUCGACAACAGCAGCGGGAGGGACCUAAUUUUGCAGCAUGUUGCAAGAAAUACAUACGACGAAUCCGAAAUUCAAGCAGCUAGUCAACUUGCAACUCGCCUAGGAGGUCUUGCACUGGCCCUGGUCAUCAUGUCUUCACAAAUUCGCCUCCGGAAGUCUUCCAUAACAGCGUUUGUACAGCUGUAUGAGAAAUACUCCAAUAAGCUGAACAAGGAAGUCCAGGGAGUUAAAUCGUACUACAAUCUGUCUCUUGCAACUUGCUGGAAGACAACAUUUGAUUAUCUCACUCCACCCGCCAGUCGUUUGCUCGGCAUCAUUGCUCAUCUCGGUCCGGAUGCGCUGCCCGAAGAAUUAUUUCACCCAGCUGAUAGCUCAAGACUUCCAGAGGGCAUGGAAUUUUGUUCUGAUGACUGGGAACUUUCGGAGGCUCUCAAUGAGCUCUUAAGCUCAUCUUUAAUCAGGAAACAUCCCGCUGAGAACCUACUUUUCGUUCAUAGGCUGAUACAGGAAGAAUUCAGAAAUUGUCUGGACGCGGAUGGACGGCAUGACUCCUUCGUUGCGGCUUCGAUCUUGCUCAAUGAGGCUUUCCCAAAAUUAAUUUUGGGUGGCAGGACUACAAAUUCCGGCCGAAAAGCAAAGGAGAAUUUGAUCCAUUUUUAUCGCUUUCUACUUCAUGUGGCUGGUAAGAAAAUGAACCGCACAUCAUCUACCCUGCUUACAAUUUCAAGGUACCUCAUGGAGUCUGGCGCGUGUCUAGAAGAGAUCCAGCUCAUGGAAGUAGCGAUGAGUCUCUGCGAAGACAAAGAAGGAGAAACAUACGCUCUUCUUGCGAAUUCAAGAGGUGAAAUGGAGUGUCAAAGGGCACAUUGCGACGAGGCUUACAAGUAUAUGACGCCGAGCUUAGCAAUCAUGCGACGAAUCUAUGGUGACAGCCAUCCAGAAGUCGGAAAUGGGUUUAAUAACUAUGCGAAUAUCAUUAUCCAGGACUUGAAAGAGGGAGCCUGUGAAAAGGCCAUCGAUUACUAUCAAAAGGCGCUUGACAUCUUCACGUUGAACGGCCCUGAGAUCUACACAAAGAUCCUCCAUAUACCGCACAUCAACCUAGCAGCAUCUUAUCAAGUUUUGCAGCAGUACGACAAAUCAAUUGAACAUGCAGAACAGAGUCGCAAAUGGGCAGUCGCAUUUCUGGGAGAGGGUUGUCAUUUUGAUGGAGUGGCCGAUUAUCACGUUGGAAAUUCUUUAUUCUCGCAAGGGAGAUAUGACGAAGCGGAGCGGCAUUGGCUGAGAGCCUUGGGGGUAUUCAAUCGUGAGAAUGAAACACAUCCAACGACAAAUUCAACACGAAUGAAAUUAGCCAUGAUCAAAAUGAAACGCGGGGAAUUUGAUGAGGCAAUCUUGAUGCUUCAAAAGGUUCUCGUCAUAACGAAAUUGAAACAGCCAUCCAAGGGCGACAAUGGAGAAGUCGCCCGUGUUCAACGAAAGCUAGCUGAGGCUCUUGAGCUGAAAGGUGAUUUACUGGAAGCAACGCGGCUGAAAGUUGAAGCUGAAGCAAUGCGAAGAGAGAUCCAAGGACAGCGAUUCCAUGAAUUACCUGAUAGUGAUCUGAGCUACGCCAUGAUGAAUUUUCAUGCAUUCUGGUAG
This is a messenger RNA of Penicillium griseofulvum, 2877 nucleotides long. RefSeq names its product Tetratricopeptide-like helical. Lineage: Eukaryota; Fungi; Ascomycota; Eurotiomycetes; Eurotiales; Aspergillaceae. The record is from RefSeq and is a predicted model, not a curated record. The transcript is spliced from 9 exons. The coding region runs from base 1 to 2877 and encodes 958 amino acids. Gene Ontology annotation, molecular function: ADP binding; protein binding.